Messenger RNA from Lytechinus pictus (painted urchin), 921 nucleotides. Its product is annotated as muscarinic acetylcholine receptor M4-like. The record is from RefSeq and is a predicted model, not a curated record. The transcript has a single exon. Bases 1 to 921 code for a protein of 306 amino acids. Gene Ontology annotation, molecular function: dopamine neurotransmitter receptor activity, coupled via Gi/Go; G protein-coupled receptor activity. Lineage: Eukaryota; Metazoa; Echinodermata; Echinoidea; Temnopleuroida; Toxopneustidae. Gene Ontology annotation, biological process: adenylate cyclase-activating adrenergic receptor signaling pathway. Gene Ontology annotation, cellular component: plasma membrane.
AUGACCAGUAUUUUUGAUACGAUAGAGACAUUCACAAUUUGGACCGAUUAUGAUAAUUAUAGCGUCAACGACUCCGUGACCGACGGAGCAUCAGUAGAAAUCGGUGGCGAAGCGGGGUCUCGACCCUCUAGCCUUGCCAGUCUUGUCUGUAGUGGUGUCUUUACUGCUCUGAUCAUCAUCACCAAUACCAUCAGCCUUCUGGCCUUCGCUGUCGAAAAGCGACUCCGCACCUAUAACAACUACUUCAUCAUCAACCUCAGCAUACUUGAUCUUCUUGUCGGAGUGUCAUUGUCCGCACAGGUAGCGCAUGCUUAUCAUGGUCAUUACCCAUUUCCCCAAGAUAUCUGUAAGAUCUUAACCGGUAUCGCGGGCGGGAUUGUCAACGGAUCCAACAUCAGCGUGGUCGUCAUCUGCGCUGACCGACACCGAGCCGUCUACGACCCCAUCAACCAUUUCAUAUCUCGAACCAGACGUAAGGCCAUUCUUAUCAACUGCCUACCUUGGGUUAUAGGACUCUCAUUCUGGUUGGGUUACACCACCGUCUGGGAGUUCGUGGUCGACCACGAUAACGGCACGCAGUGCAUGCCGCUCUUCUCCGAGAGUCCGAUCACGUACAUGAUCCAGAACGUCUGUAAGUUUCAUCUACCCUUCGUCAUCAUCGUUGUUCUCUACACCCGCAUCAUUCUUCAGAUACGAAAGACGGCCGGUGGAAGGAGCGUGAAUAAGAAGUUCGAUUCGAAGGCAUCGUCGUCGUCGUCGUUGGAGAAGACGAAAUCAAGCAUUGUCAAAGAUGUGACGUCAUCAAACGUUGAUCAGCAUGAUGGGGGCGUGGACGAACCCGAGAAUGAAGUGAAGAAUGAUGUCACCGUUUCUCAUCCAGACAACAGAUUCACUUCAUCUAAUCAGGUAAUUCCAUUCUAG